Molecule: messenger RNA, 627 nt
Organism: Larimichthys crocea (large yellow croaker)
Lineage: Eukaryota; Metazoa; Chordata; Actinopteri; Sciaenidae
Product: gamma-crystallin M3-like
Exons: 3
Coding region: 25-561 (178 amino acids)
Biological process (GO): lens development in camera-type eye; visual perception
Molecular function (GO): structural constituent of eye lens
Source: RefSeq, a predicted model, not a curated record
UCAGGGACAGGACUGAACGCCAAAAUGAGCAAAAUCAUCUUCUACGAGGACAAGAACUUCCAGGGUCGCUCCUAUGAGACCAGCACAGACUGUUCUGAGCUGACCUCCUAUCUGAGCCGCUGCAAUUCCUGCAGGGUGGAGAAUGGCUUCUUCAUGCUCUACGAACAUCCCAACUACAUGGGCCACCAGAUGCUGGUCAAGAGGGGCGAGUACCCUGACAAUCAGCGCCUGAUGGGAGUGAGCACAAGUGACUGCAUCCGGUCCUGCCGCAUGAUUCCUAUGCAUAGAGGCCAGUUCAGGAUGAGGAUCUAUGAGAAGGAAAACUUUGGAGGUCAGAGUCAUGAGCUGAUGGACGACUGCGACUCAGUCCAAGAUCGUUAUCGUAUGUCCGACUGCCAGUCUGCUCAAGUGAUGGACGGCCACUGGCUGAUGUACGAGCAGCCCCACUACAGAGGCAGGAUGAUGUACUUCAGGCCUGGAGAGUACAGGAACUUCAAAGACAUUGGGAUGAGUCCCUUCAACAUGAUUGGAUCCAUCCGUCGUAUCACAGACUCCUGUUAGAAAACCAAACAGGCUCCAGAUAUGAUAAUGUAAUCAACAAAUAAUAAUAAAGAAUUUAUACAUUGA